This is a messenger RNA of Chionomys nivalis (European snow vole), 2846 nucleotides long. It is a transcript of the gene Lrrc26, whose product is annotated as leucine rich repeat containing 26. Gene Ontology annotation, molecular function: voltage-gated potassium channel activity; transmembrane transporter binding; potassium channel activator activity. Gene Ontology annotation, cellular component: voltage-gated potassium channel complex. Lineage: Eukaryota; Metazoa; Chordata; Mammalia; Rodentia; Cricetidae. The coding region runs from base 1611 to 2834 and encodes 407 amino acids. The transcript is spliced from 2 exons. The record is from RefSeq and is a predicted model, not a curated record.
UGUGGUGGGGCUGGGGGCUGAACAUGGCCCCCUGUCUCCAGCCUGACUCCUCCCCAGCUGGCAGCCCCCUUGGUCUGAUAUGUUUGUCCCUUUUGCUCAUCCCUGCUGCAGGUGCCUCCUCCCACUAGCCCCAGUCAGAGUCUCACCCUUUUCCAAGCAGGACAAGCCACUUGUGUCCUGAGAGCCACUGGGGUGGGGCUGGGGGCACGACCUGAGGUCAUCCACAGGCAGGUGACUGGCUCCUGGUCUUGUGGCCUUGUUUCCGCAGCUGGAACCUACUGUGAAUGCAGCCUUGGCCUCAGCCGUGAGGCCCUUAUUGCCCUCAUUGUGGUACUGGCUGGUGUCAGUGCCAGUUGCUUCUGUGCACUCGUUGUUGUGGUGAUUGGUGUCUUUCGGGCCAAGGGGUGCGUGAGCUUGGGGUUGGGCGCAACGGGAGUGGGGCCAUGCUACUGGCCCUGGGCUGUUAGCCAUGCCUUGAGGGGCUUCUUCCUGGGGUGGUGUGUCAUGAAGGGCUGGGGGUAAUAUUUUCCAGGGUGUGUGGGGUAUGGGAGUUCCAGGAAGAGGUUCCAGGGGGCUUCCAGGCAUGUGGGAAGAGCAUUUCUACAGAAUUCACACCUGCCUUUGUCCCCCUCAGUGAUUCGUGCCCCGGACACACGGAAAACAGGUAAGCGCACCAGGAAAAGCCUCAAGGGUGAGCUGUGUUCUCUCUCUGCCUGCUCCUGGAAGUAGAGAUCACAGUUGCAUCCAGAGCAAUGUCCUCAAGGGCCAGCUUCUCUUGGGUGGCCAAGGCCCUGCCAGAUCAUGCUGACACAGCCCAUCAUGCAGGUUGAUAGGGCCCUUUGGGGUCCGGGCAGAUCGCAUGGACCUGCGCUCGGUGCACAUGGAGUCCCGCCUCAUGGACCGUGACCUGGAGGUAUCCAUGAUGCCGACCUUGGACAACCAGGGCCUCAUGACCAUUCCCAUGGAGGUUCCUCUAGAGGAGCCUCCUCCACCACCUCCACCUCCUCCACCACCACAGUAGCGGAGGGCAGCUAGGCUGGGGAAUUAAACAGUAUUUAGUGAUUGUGUGCUGUCCUUCUUGCAAGUCCCUCGAGGUAGUGUUUGUCAUAGAUCACGGAAGGUGUCUCCACCCAGGGGCAGAGCCAGGGUUUUCAGCUCCUAGCCCAGCUGACCAGUUCAGCUUUUCUCAGCUGAACCUUCCUACUGUUGGCCUUACAAAGAUGACUGACCCUGGGCCCUUCCUGCUUCCCAGAUUUCCCAAGACAGGACCUGUAGCUAGCAAGUCCAAAGGGAGCUACAUUGCCCAGACUUGAGCCAGCACUCCUUUCUAUUCAAGGGCUCCAAGGGGGAGAGGGUUGGGUACACUCCCUCUUUUGCCUUAGGUUUGCCAUCCCUCCUACACUUUUAAGGUCUUUCCUUUGCACUUAUACCUCCACCAAUCCUGUCAAGGGACUGGACAGACUCUAUAGGGUCUUUUUGCUGAAAAGGGAUGAAAUUGAGACUGGGGUAUGGAGCAAGGCAUUGUGGGUCACAUUCUAUGUGGAGCUGGUGGGUUUGACCCUGCUCUUUAGGUCUCAGUGGGGGCGUCCAGUGGUCUCAUCAGCUCCACUAUGGGCUCAGAGCCAAGCCAAGACGAGCCCUGGACAGGUGGUUGGCAGUAUUGGGCUUUGGCUCUGUGCCUAGCCCCCGCCCAAGGCAAGGAACCAGUUGUGGGACCGAAACUGUUGUGCUCGGGCAGGAGAGUUAAUACUUCUGUAGGUGAGGAAGGGACAAACUCCGGGUCAUCUGCGUUCCGAAGCCGCACAGGGAUCUGGGUCCCCUUGUCUUCUCGAACAGCCCUCAUGCGGGGCUCUUUUUUCUUGCGGCUUCUGCCGCAACUGUCUCUACUGCUGCUGCUGUCCUUGAGGCGAGUCUGGACACAGGAGCAGGCUGGAACUGCCCCUUCCGGAUCCCCGGUGGUCCCUGAGUGCCCCGAGGCAUGUUCAUGUUCACCAGGUGGCAAGGCCAAUUGCUCCGCACUCGAGCUGCCCACGGUACCAGCGGGCCUGAGCUGGAGAGUAAGCUCACUGCUUCUGGAUCACAAUCGCGUAAGCGCGCUGCCUCCAGGUGCCUUCGCUGGGGCGGACGCGCUGCUAUACCUAGACCUGCGGGAGAACCGGCUCCGGUCAGUGCACGCUCGAGCUUUCUGGGGUCUGGGCGUGUUGCAAUUUCUAGACCUGAGCGCCAACCAGUUGGAAACUCUGUCUCCUGGCACCUUUGUGCCGCUCCGCGCGUUGCGUUUUCUUUCCCUAGCGGGUAAUCGGUUGGCAUUCCUGGAGCCUUCGAUCCUGGGCGCGCUCCCAUUACUGCGCGUGCUCAGCCUGCAGGACAAUUCACUGUCUGCGCUCGAGGCGGGUUUGCUGAAUAGCCUGCCCACGCUCGACGUGUUGCGCUUGCGUGGCAACCCCUGGGCAUGCAGCUGCGCGCUGCGUCCGCUUUGCACCUGGCUGCGCAAGCACCCGCGUCCCGCUUCAGAAACUGAGACCCUGUUCUGCGUGUCUCCAAGACGCCAGACGCUCAGCCUACUGACAGCCUUUCCGGACACGGCCUUCAGACACUGCGCUCAGACACUCGCAGCGCGAGACCUGGCGGUGGUAUACGCUCUCGGGCCGGUCUCUUUCCUCGCCAGUCUGGCCAUCUGCCUGGCAUUGGGCUCCGUGCUCACUGCCUGUGGUGCACGGCGGCGCCGCGGCCGCACCACGGUACGCCCCUUACUAAGGAGACCGCUGGACCCCGAGGGUCCAACCUCCCAGGAGGAUGCUGGGAGCCCUGCAGCGGCUGCAACUCAAGCCUAAGGGGGCUGCGGU